AUGGUAACAGGCCAAUCAUUCGUCCUCUACUCGCGUCUGCACCUCGUAGUCCGCAAACGGCGCACUCUUCGCCUCGUGCUCUCCAUGAUCAUCAUCGACGCCGUCGUUCUCCACACACCCACCAUCGUCCUCACUAUUGGCUCCAACGGCCCUUCAGGCGCCCAUUUCGCCCCAAUCUUCAACGUCAUGGAGCGCAUCCAACUCGCCAUCUUCUGCAUCCAAGAAUUCAUCAUCUCAACCAUCUACAUCUUCUGCACCGUCCGCCUUCUCAAAUCCAUCUACCACACCAAAACCCGCUCCGUCAUGAUGGAACUCAUCAUUAUCAACUUCGUCUGCCUCUCCAUGGACGUCGUCCUCGUCGCCCUCGAAUACAGCAACAACUACGUCGGCGAAACCUCCGCGAAGGCCAUGCUGUACGCCAUCAAGCUGAAACUCGAAUUCGCAGUCCUCAACCAACUCAUGUCCCUCACCUCCCGCGGCCUCACAGAAGAGAACUACAACACCCGCCCCUCAUUCACCGCGCGCGGUAACAGCGACCCCGGAGCCAGCCACGCCCCGAACGCCGCGGCGGCGUAUCCCCGCAACGCGAGCACAACCACCACCACCACCCCUGCCGCUGGUAUCUGGCGAAGCGGCCGCGGAGGAGACGGAAUGCGGAAUCGCACGCUCAUCCACGACAUCGAUCCCCGCGCUGCGGAUACACCGAAAUUGGCGAGCUGGAAGAGCAGGAGGGUCUGGAACGGCAGUUUCUCGCGCAAUGAUGGCCGGGGCCGGACGUGGGGCGAGCUUCAUCACGACGAGCGGGAGGCGGGGAAGAAAGGGGUGGGGGGGUUUUGGGGGAAGGGGGGUGGCCGCCUUUGCCGCUACCGUUGGGGAGGGUGA
Messenger RNA from Bacidia gigantensis, 882 nucleotides. RefSeq lists its product as uncharacterized. Bases 1 to 882 code for a protein of 293 amino acids. NCBI's taxonomy places the organism in Eukaryota, Fungi, Ascomycota, Lecanoromycetes, Lecanorales, Ramalinaceae. The record is from RefSeq and is a predicted model, not a curated record. The transcript has a single exon.